Tricharina praecox is the source of this 597-nucleotide messenger RNA. RefSeq names its product anticodon-binding domain-containing protein. The record is from RefSeq and is a predicted model, not a curated record. The transcript is spliced from 4 exons. The annotation marks the transcript as partial. Lineage: Eukaryota; Fungi; Ascomycota; Pezizomycetes; Pezizales; Pyronemataceae.
CCAGGCCCCAACCCCCUAGCCGCGCUGGACUGGGCCCUUGGCCUCCGCGUCCGCCUAACCACGAUCCUGGACGACCACAUCUCAGGCACAGUGUAUGCCUACGACGCGCACACGUCGACGGUGUCAGUGAUCACGUCGAGCACGCCGUCCGGCCCGGGCCCCCACGACAUCCGCAUCGUCAAGGUGUCGUUUCUCAAGGACGUGGCCGUGCUCGCUGUGGCCGCGCAGCCGCGCAAGGGCUUUGCGGGGGCCGAGCCGAAGAUCGGGCGUGUUGGGGGUCCCGCGCAGAGGGAGGGCCUGGCUCAAGCGGAGGAAAUGAAGAGGCUCGCGAGAGUCGGCAAGGGAGUCACUAGGGAGGGCCAGGAUAUAUUCGAUGCGUUGAGCAGGACCAUGCCGUGUCGUUGGCAUGAAAAGCAGAUUGUGGUGCUCGACUCGGUCAUGAUCUCGGAGCCGUAUGGGCUGGCGGAGGUGAAGGGCAACGACAGGAAGGCGGUGGAUCGGGUCAAGCACGUGCUCGAGGGCGAGAGACGGAAGCUGGAGACGGGAAAGAGGAUGGGGACACCGGUGUCGGCGGCGGGAGACAGGAAGGGCGGUUAG